GGGCGGGAGGGAAGGAACCGGCUCUUAAAUAGGGCAGAGCUGCGGGCGGUGCGGGCAGAGCGCAGCGGCUCCGGAGGCGCGGCCAUGGGGAUGCUCAGCCUGCCGGGAUUCCUCUCCUGCGGGAAGAAGAAGAACUUCAGUUUGUCCAACGAGAAAGAUGCCCACAUCGGUGACAGUGAUGAGAACCUGGAGCGUGGCAACUGGUCGAACAAAGGCGACUACCUGCUCUCCAUGGUGGGCUACGCUGUGGGCCUGGGCAACGUCUGGAGGUUUCCCUACCUCACCUACCAGAACGGCGGAGGUGCUUUUCUCAUCCCAUACACCCUGAUGUUGGCCUUAGCUGGUUUGCCCUUAUUUUUCAUGGAAUGUUCCCUUGGGCAGUUUGCCAGCCUGGGGCCGAUUUCCAUCUGGAGAAUACUACCGCUCUUUCAAGGAGUGGGCAUCACGAUGGUCAUCAUCUCCACGUUCGUGGCGAUCUACUACAACGUUAUCAUUGCUUACGCACUCUACUACUUGUUUGCCUCCUUUCAAAAAGUGCUGCCGUGGUCAGACUGCUUCUCCUGGGCGGAUGAGUUCUGCAGCAAAACACGAUUAGUGAGUGACUGCAACGCAACCUUUGAUGGAGAUAUCAUUCAUGCAAACUACUCAUUCAUCACAAGCAACAACCUCACCUGUAUUAAUGGCACCGUGAACUACAAACCAGUGCAAUUCCCCAGUGAGCAAUACUGGAAUAAAGUGACUCUUCAGCGCUCGAGUGGGUUGGAUGAGACUGGCAACAUCGUGUGGUACCUGGCUCUCUGCCUCCUCCUGUCUUGGGUGAUUGUUGGAGCUGCAUUGUUUAAGGGAAUAAAGUCUUCUGGUAAGGUUGUGUACUUCACUGCGCUCUUCCCAUACGUCAUCCUGCUCAUCUUGCUGGUGCGAGGUGCCACCCUGGAGGGUGCUUUGGAUGGCAUCGAAUACUACAUUGGGAGGCAGUCCAACAUCACCAAGCUGAUGGAGGCAGAGGUUUGGAAAGAUGCAGCCACCCAGAUAUUCUACUCCCUGUCCGUGGCAUGGGGUGGGCUGGUCGCUUUGUCCUCAUACAAUAAGUUCCACAACAACUGCUACUCGGAUGCUAUUUUGGUUUGUGUGACCAACUGUGUCACCAGCGUCUUCGCUGGGUUUGCGAUAUUCUCCAUCCUGGGACACAUGGCAUUCGUGUCCGAGAGGCCCGUCUCGGAGGUCGUGGACUCAGGAUUUGACCUGGCGUUUGUAGCCUACCCCGAGGCUCUCUCCAAACUCCCUGUUUCUCCGCUGUGGUCCUUCUUGUUUUUCUUCAUGCUCCUGCUCUUGGGCCUUGACUCUCAGUUUGCCACCAUAGAAACGCUGACAACCACCAUACAAGAUAUAUAUCCCCAAGUGAUGAAGAAGUUAAGACUGCCUAUAACCCUGGGUGUGUGCGUACUGCUCUUCCUCCUCGGUCUGAUCUGUGUUAGUCAGGCAGGGAUUUACUGGGUUAACCUCAUAGAUCACUUCUGUGCUGGCUGGGGAAUCCUUAUCGCAGCUGUCCUGGAGAUAAUAGGCAUCAUUUACAUUUACGGAGGAAACAGGUUCAUUGAAGACAUUGAAAUGAUGAUUGGAAAGAAGAGCCGUUGGUUUUGGAUGUGGUGGAGAAUGUGCUGGUUUUUUGUCACUCCUGUGCUGUUAAUGGCAAUUUUGGUCUGGUCUUUGGUCACGUUUUCACCUCCCACUUACGGCUCAGUGGUGUACCCAGCGUGGGGAACUGCUGUUGGCUGGUGCAUGAUCAUCUUCUGUGUCAUCUGGAUCCCCAUCGUUGCUAUUGUGAAAGUAGUUAAAGCUGAAGGAAAUCUUUGUCAGCGCAUUGUAAGCUGCUGCAGGCCCACUGCAAACUGGGGGCCCUAUCUGGAAUGUCAUCGAGGAGAAAGAUACAGCCAUGUUGUAGAUCCCAAAAAGGAAAAGGAACAUGAGAUUCCUACUGUGUCUGGCUUCGUAUACACCCAACAAUGACGGCCGUUUGGAUGAUGACUUUUUAACAUAUGUGUGGGGGUCUUUUUCUUUAGUUAUUAGAAUGUGACAAUGCAAAACAACAACAAGCAAAUCAACCCCCUGCCCUACAAAACCCAGCCCCCAGAUGGAAGCGAGCCAUGUUAUUUGUUUUCAGUGCUGUAUGUUUGGGGAAGAAGAGGUAAAUCAGACACUGAGAUGUCCCCAGAUGUUUAGGUUGAGAGGGCAGGAAGAUGCGUUGCAGCCUCCCCAUGCUGAUGGACUGGGCAUGCUUCCCCCCAUCCACCCAGUAUCCAGCUGGACUGCAGAUACAGGGGUGGAAGAGAACAAAGGCACAUCCUGAUGCUGCACAGCUACAGGGAAUUUGAGCCAAGAGGUGCUGUGCCUGCAUGCCCUGCUGUGCCAUGAGCAGUCGCUGCCUUCCGCUGUGCUUUGCCAUCCCCGGUGCUGUGCAGUCAGCAGGAGGUGGAUGGGUGCGCUGCUGCUGGCACUGCAGCUCAGGGAACAGGAACCAUUCUUCUCCCUAAGCCUUGCUCAGUGCUGUGAGGCUGCUCAGGAUUUGAUGCUGACUACAGUAUGUGUGUGUGGAUUUUGUCUGUGCAACUAAAUAUUGAGUGGCAAAACAAGGAAGCAAGGCCUCAACCUGGUGAAAAGCAGGUUUCUUUCUAUUUCUGGUUUUUCCCCUUGGGGUCUCCUAAGAGCCACUUUCUGUGUCAUGCCCUAUGCUCAGCAUUCAUCUCUCUGUAAUUCAAAGACCCUGUGUUUCCAUAUAGAGAAUGCAAUAGUAACUGUUGAAUUCUGGUGCAUCUGCUCUCCUCCACCCACCAAGGCAUUACCUAUCGGUUUGUUCUCUGCAUCUUUCACUCAGACUUGGGUUUUCCUUUCCAAAGAAGACCUGAAGUGUGGUUCAGUGUUAUCAAGGUUGUAGUAGAGCUGAAAGAAGAGGAACUUACCCCAAGUGAAGGUUACAACUGCCUUGUAGCUCUGUUUCUUCUAAAUUGGCCGAAAUGAUGAGAUUACUGAAGAGUCAGGAAGCCUGUCAUGCAUUUGGGAGCACAGAUUUGCUCCCUAGGCAGGAGGGGGCCAGGUUAAGAGAACCUGACUUUACCUGUGGUACAGCUGAAUUGCUGGUAACAGACCUGUGGAUUGAAUGAAUACACUUUAUGUGCUGUGGAUCAUCUCUUUUACUGUGAUAAUGGUUCCUUGGGACCAAUGCAGCAGGGUUUCUAGCUGUCACUUCCUCUCAGGGCUUCAUCAAGUGUUUCUGGACAUGAAGGAGCGUGGAUAGUGGCUUGUUGCCCAAGCUGCAUAGCUUGGUCUAUGUUUUAUACCGGUGGUUUUGUGUCAAAUCAACACUUCAUGCCAAAUAAAAUGUGAUUUUCUGUUUUUAAUGG
Neopsephotus bourkii (Bourke's parrot) is the source of this 3398-nucleotide messenger RNA. It is a transcript of the gene SLC6A14, whose product is annotated as solute carrier family 6 member 14. Gene Ontology annotation, cellular component: membrane. Lineage: Eukaryota; Metazoa; Chordata; Aves; Psittaciformes; Psittacidae. Gene Ontology annotation, biological process: sodium ion transmembrane transport. The record is from RefSeq and is a predicted model, not a curated record. The coding region runs from base 85 to 2007 and encodes 640 amino acids. Gene Ontology annotation, molecular function: L-proline transmembrane transporter activity. The transcript is spliced from 14 exons.